AAGACAGGAGAAUGAGAAAGGGGGAAGAAGAGAGGAGAAGGAGCAUGGCUCCUCUCUGGCUUGGAAGACUCUGUCUGCUCCUGCUUUUGUGCAUCACUACGCUAGCACAAACUGCAGAACGAUCCAAGAGAAAAAAACGGGAGUGGAUUCUUCCUGCUGCAAAACUCGUCGAGAAUGUUGACUACACAAAAAAUGAAUUCAUAGCCAAAAUAUGGUCUGAUAAGUACACAGAAGACAAGCCACUGGUGUACAGCCUAACAGGACAUGGUGCUGACAAGGAGCCGUAUAACCUCUUUGUUGUCAAUCCCCAAAAUGGCUGGGUCAGAAUCACAGGCAUACUGGACAGAGAGGAAAGAUCAGAGUAUAAUUUGAAAGGACUGGCAAGACACAAAAAUGGCAGUCUGGCAGAAGGAGAGGUUCAUCUGAAAAUAAAGGUUGUGGAUCAGAAUGACAAUCCACCAAAGUUCACCUUCUCCAAAGGUUCUGUGACAGAAUGCAGUAAAAUAGGAACUCCUGUCAUGAGGAUAAGAGCUGAGGAUGCUGAUGAGCAGGGAACAAUCAACACAAAAAUUGCAUACAGUAUAGUGCAGCAAAUACCAGAGGGAGCUGGUCCCAUGUUCUCCAUCGACAGAGACACUGGAGAUAUCUAUGUGAAAGAGCACACCCUGGACAGAGAGACACAUGACUCCUACACUUUAGUAGUGCAGGGUGUGGAUAUGGAUGGAGCGCCAGGUGGCAACACAGGAACUGGUACAGUAGAGAUUAAAGUUUUGGACAUCAAUGACAAUGUUCCCACUCUUGAAAAAGACGAGCACACAGGAAGGGUUGAUGAGGAUGUAGCUGAUGUGGUUGUGAUGAGAAUCAAAGCCCUGGAUAAAGACCUGGAGUACACUGAUAACUGGCUGGCCCACUUUACAAUCAUUGAGGGUAAUGAAGAUGAACUCUUCACAAUAGAGACAGAUCCUAAGACCAAUGAAGGCAUUCUAAAGCUGGUCAAGCCUGUGGAUUAUGAAAAGGUCAAAGAGCUGAAUCUGGGCCUGGCCAUUUCAAAUGUAGCACCUCUCAUUAAUGUGACAGCAACAUCUGUGGAGUCAGAUGGAAAUUUGGGAGGCACUGGAGCUGGAACAGGACUUGCAGGGGAAGGAGGAGGAGCAGGGGAAGGGGGAGGAGGAGGAGCAGGGGAGGGGGAAGGGGGAGGGGCUGGGGCAGGUGCAGGAGUAAAACCUGGUGUUAUAAUAGGUCUUAAACCAGGUCUCAAACCAGACAAAAAGCCAUUAGCUAUAGGAGGAAAAAGAUACCCAGUUAAAAUAAUUGUAAACGACCUAUCCGAUGGUCUAGCCUUUUCACCAUCUAAGAAGGAGUUUCCCGUAUCAGAGGACCCAAAGAAAAUUCAAGUUCCUAAAAUUAUUGGUUCUUUUCCUGCUGUGGAUGGUGAUACUGGAAAAAGUGCUGAAAAUGUCAGGUAUGCAAAAGGCUAUGAUCCAGACAACUGGCUAUCCAUAAACGAGGAGACAUCAGAAAUUAAACUAGUGAAGAUUCCAGAUCGAGAGUCAAAGUCUCUGGUCAAUGGAACCUACUUUGCCAAGAUCCUAUGCAUGACCCAAGAUGUGCCUCCCAGGACAGUUACUGGAACAAUAGCUUUAAAGGUGGAAGACUCAAAUGACCACUGUCCCAGAUUGACCAGCAACUACGAGAGCAUUUGCUCUGAUACUAAAAUCAUAAACGUGACUGCACUUGACCAGGACGUCUAUCCAAAUGCAGAGCCAUACAAAUUUGUGCUGGUAGAGGAGGAGACUCGUGGAGAAUGGGAAAUGGUUCCUAUAAAUGGAACAACGGUGAGCUUUCAUGCCAAGGACUUGCUGUGGCCAGGCUUUUAUGAGCUGACUGUAGAGAUCUUUGACAUGCAGGGUUUGGGCUGUGAGGACAAGCAGAAGCUUCAAGUGGAGGUAUGCACCUGUGAGGAAGGUGACACCUGUGUUGUGGCACCCAAGGCAUCCCAACAGCAUAUGUCCUCAGUCAAAGUGGGAGUUCCAGCCAUCGGACUGCUCGUGGCCGGCCUGGCACUGCUUAUGUUGGUUCCCAUGCUUCUGUUGGUCUGCCAGUGUGGGGUGGUGAGCGAAUUCACAGAGCUGCCUUUUGAUGCUAAAGAACAACUUAUCUCAUACCACACUGAAGGAAAGGGGGAGGACAAGGAGGUGCCUCUUCUCAGUGCUCCAGACCAGCGACCUAUGGCAGUGGGUGGUAAUGCUGGCAGCAAAGUCCCCAUGAUGCCUUCUCCUCAGGCUCAUGAAUGGGUUAUGGAGCUUGACAGCAUGCUUGCACACCAAAACAACACUUUUUCAGCUGAGCAUCAUGGAAGCAGCCUCUAUUCUUCAUCACUCAGGCCUGGGAAGCAUGAUCUCUAUGGAGGGAUAGCACUGCCAGACAAUUUUCUACAUAAAUAUUUCACUCAGAAAGCGAGGUGUGCAGCUGAGAACCCUCCUCUCACGGACAGUCUGCUGGUGUACAGCUGUGAAGGUCAAGAUUCUCCCGUAGGCUCAUUGGGCUGCUGCAGUCUCCUUGAGUCAGGAAGUGACAUGACAUUCCUCAGUGAUUUGGGACCAAAAUUCCUGGCUUUAGCAGAGAUUUGCAGUCCCUCAAAACCUAGUCCACCACCAACAAAGGUUGAACAAAUUGUCAAGCCAAAAGAUACCACCAUCAAAAGUGAGAGUUGUGUCACCACCAGUAUAGCACCAUUUUCAGAACCUGCGCCACCUUUACCACAGCAAAGCAAUGCUGAUUCCAAAGCUCUCAAUAACUCAGACACUCUUUCCACCAUGAAUACUAGCCAGAUACAGCUUGUGCAGCAGCAGCCUCUGUACUAUUUGGUAGAACGUCAGGUACCAAGAACUGUGAUUAUUGCAGAGAGACCUACACAGGGUACAUACUUAAUAAAUGGGUCAGCAGGGGCCAGAGGGUUAAUCCUCCAAGACAGUGAUAAAGCACAGGCCUCACUGCAGCAAGGACUAUACCUGAUUAGAGAAACUUCUAGGCUACAGGAACAUCCAAUAGACAGUAUCUCAAAUCCUUCCAGCCCUGGCAGCCCAACUUCUCCAACUCUCUGGGUUCAGGGAAGCCAAAGCUGUUUCCAACACCCCGAUUCAGUCUCUCAAAGCACUCUCCCUGGGAUUCAGAGGGUGAUACUACUACAGAAUGAGGGUAAUGUAGUACCUGCUGUACUUUCACAGACAUGUGCACAAAGGGAGACUCUAGGCAUAAGUUUAGACCAUCCUGUAGAAGCAGGGUAUGUAAUGCUUGUUCAAGAUCAAAAUACCUUGGGCUCUCGAAGGUCAACACAAGCUCAGGCAGAGUUACAGUCUCCAGACAGCUCUUUGAAGUUUAGUCCAGUUUUUGCACAGGACAGAGGUCCUGAGAAUGUGUUCAUGCACCAGCAAGGUACUAUGAGUUUCAACCAGCCAGAAGAAGCACAGGCCCAGCUGAACACAAAAGAAGAUAUGCAUCAGUUUAGACUUGAUCCCCUGCUCACCAAAGGGCAAGGAAACACAGAGGAGUUCUCAAGGCAGGUUAACACAGACUAUACUGCUGGAAUAUCACCUACCACACAAGAAAAGAAGUCAGCAGACGAUAUCAGUUCAGUAAAUGAUGAUUUCAGCGCCAUAGAAACAGCGGAUCUUGCAACAAAGUGUCAAAAAGAGAAAAGGGAGGACCAUGACUCUGAAUCUCAGGGUAGUGAAGCUGAAGAGGCUAAUCUAACAGUACAGGACACUUCAGUAUCACAAGAGGGCGCUGGGCAGAAUAGGACUGGAAAGGCCACAAUAGCCAGUAAGACAGAACAAGCUGAUCUCAGUGAUUCAGAAGAAGUUGAUGUGACAAUGACAGAGAUGACCUCAGCAGCGAAUGAAGAAACUAUCUGUGAACAAAGACUUAUUCAUCAACUUGAAGAAGAAACUGAAUGUGUUGCUUCUCAGUUGAAGAGGGAAGACUCACCUGUGGUAGAGCAAUUAGAAACUCCAGCAGUAGAACUGAAUGAUGAAUCAGACCAAGAACUUGCAGAUGCUUUGAAUGUUACUCAUGAGACACCACAAGACAUUUCAGAGGUGAUUUUGGAGGUAGAUACUGAGGCAGGGGUAGUCGCUGACUUCCAGGCGACUUCGCUUACUGGGGAGGAAGAGCUAAAGCCAGAGCAACAAAACCUAGAGGAAGUAAUGGAAAAUGAAGAUUGUUCUAAUGAGUUUAGUGUGAAUGCUAGCCACUUAGAAGAGGUCAGUGUGCAAGUGGAAGUGAGUAACUCAGCAGUGACCCUGGAGGCCAUUUCUGAACAAAGUCUUCUUACUCUUGAAGCGAAGCUGGCUGGUUCUGACUCAGAAAGGGAAGAUGCAGAAGGUGAACUUCACUCAAGCAUGCAAAUGACAGAGGAGACAUCUGUGAUGGAGGAAGUAGAACUGAAUGAUGACUCAAUCCAAGAACUUGUGGAGGUUGAGGUACCACAAGACAUUUCAGGGGUGAUUUUGGAGGUAGAUACAGAGGCAGAGGUAGUCACUGACUUCCAGACGACUGCGCUUACUGGGGAGGAAGAGCUAAAGCCAGAGCAACAAAACCUAGAGGAAGUAAUGGAAAACGAAGAUUGUUCUAAUGAGUUUAGUGUGAAUGCUAGCCACUUAGAAGAGGUCAGUGUGCAAGUGCAAGUGAGUAACUCAGCAGUGACCCUGGAGGCCAUUUCUGAACAAAGUCUCCUUACUCUUGAAGCGAAGUUGGCUGGUUCUGACUUAGAGAGGGAAGAUGCAGAAGGUGAACUUCACUCAAGCAUGCAAAUGACAGAGGAGACAUCUGUGAUGGAGGAAGUAGAAACUCCAGCAGUGGACCUAAAUGAUGCCUCAAUCCAAGAAGGUGUGGAGGUUGAGGUACCACAAGACAUUUCAGGGGUGAUUUUGGAGGUAGAUACUGAGGCAGAGGUAGUCACUGACUUCCAGGUGACUUUGCUUACUGAGGAGGAAGAGCUAAAGCCAGAGCAACAAAACCUGGAGGAAGUAAAAGUGGUUGAGGUACCACAAAACAUUUCAGGGAUGAAUUUGGAGGAAGACACAGGGGUGCGGGUAGUCACUGACGUCCAGGUAGCUAUGCUUCCUGAAGUGGUAAAGGGAGAACUAAGGCCUGAACACCAAAACACAGAGGAAGUAAGGGAAAAUGAACACUGGCCUAACCAGACAGGAACUAAGUUAGAGAGCAAGGAUGUUGGGGAUCAACUAGAGUCAAGCAUACAAAAGACAGAGGACACCCCUGUGAUGGAACAAGUAGAAACUACAGAAGAAGGAGUGAUUGAUGAACUAGACCCAGACCUUGUAGAGACUGAAUCAGACCUGCGAGACCCUACUAAUUUACAACAGUCAGCCCCAUCUGACCCUGAGAGUGACGAGGAGGCAGAUUUAGAGGAGCUGAUGAGUAAUGUAACAGAAUGUGACAUAUCAACAGAUCUAGAGCAGGUGCUGGAUAUGAGACAGUACAUUGAGACACCUGAGGUAGACAGUGUAGAAGAGUUUCAGGUGCAGGUUUCUACAGGCCAAAUGACGCCUCAAGCAACAAGGCACUGCAGCGUUCAGAAUGAGUCACUAGCCCUUAGAGAGUCAUCAGAUUUAAGAUAUAUGAUUGAAAAGGAUUUUGACAAUGAAAGUGCCAAUAUUGUACCUGACCCAUCAGCUGAACUAAUGUGUCAGGAGGAUGUAGACAGCUCAGAAGACAUUGCAAGGAUGCAUGUGGAGACAGAAACAGAAGGAGGAGCAGUUACUGGACAGGUAGCUGUACUUAAUGACAAAGAGAAGGAAGCGAUCAGCCCAAGAACGCCCCAGAUCUCCCCUGCAGUCACCUGA
Molecule: messenger RNA, 5864 nt
Organism: Colossoma macropomum (tambaqui)
Lineage: Eukaryota; Metazoa; Chordata; Actinopteri; Characiformes; Serrasalmidae
Exons: 16
Coding region: 12-5864 (1950 amino acids)
Biological process (GO): homophilic cell-cell adhesion
Cellular component (GO): plasma membrane; desmosome
Molecular function (GO): calcium ion binding
Source: RefSeq, a predicted model, not a curated record